AGUCUCGCUUGACACGCGCCGUGAUUUCCGAAUAAUUUGGAGAACGAUAUUCGAAAUUUCUUUUUACGUUUUUUUUUGUUUUCUUAUUUUUCAUUUUCUCCAUCAUCGAAAAUUCUCCGUCGAAUAUCGUAUCUUAUCCGACACUCUCUUUCUCUCUCUCUUUCUCUUUUUCUCAAGAGAGAGAGAGAAAAAGAGAAAAAACAAAAAAGAAAGAAAAGAUAGAUAAAUAAAUAAAUAGAUAAAUAAAAAUGAUUAAAGAAGUUAAUACGAGGAACAAUUCGUUCCAUAUGAAAAGUGAAAACAUUUUCAACGACGAGGAAUAUUUAAGAAAAUCUCAUUUAGAACAGGAGCAACAUUUCAGGAAAUAUCGUUUCAAACAUAUGAAGCAGUUUCCCGAACUCUAUAGAAGCGACGUAUCGAUUCAUCCCAGUUACACGAAGCUCAAAGAUUUACCUUAUCAAGUCGUCUGUCGUCAACGUUUGCAAAAUAUCAGAAAACAAAUAUCACGUCAACUAAAUCGUGAGAUUAUGAAUAUUGCGAUGAUACAAUUAUUCGCCCUGGAUGGUAUAAGGAUCGAUCGAAUUUUUAGCGUCGGGAUGUCACCAAGGAUUACGAUCGUCCCAGAUUUCGCGACGGAGAAGGAACGUCGACGUAUCGAAGAGAUAUUGCAGUAUUGAUAAGUAAACGAUUAAUAACGUGCGUGCGUGUAUAGAUGUACGUAUGCGUAUGUCAUAUAUAUCUUUCUUGUCUAUUGUUAUGGAUCACGUAGACGCACACACAAAGCAAAAAUAAAUGACCUUUAUAUACCAGCAAUCGAUUACUUGUCAUUCAAAUACAAUUAUAUUCAUCGCUAACCGUACUCUACUUUCGUCCUUGAAAAUACGCUUCCGCCUACAUAAUUUUCUCUCCUCUCAGCUGUUUCGUUGUA
Messenger RNA from Vespula vulgaris, 928 nucleotides. RefSeq lists its product as uncharacterized. The record is from RefSeq and is a predicted model, not a curated record. Bases 249 to 677 code for a protein of 142 amino acids. The transcript has 2 exons. Lineage: Eukaryota; Metazoa; Arthropoda; Insecta; Hymenoptera; Vespidae.